Molecule: messenger RNA, 2619 nt
Organism: Kwoniella botswanensis
Lineage: Eukaryota; Fungi; Basidiomycota; Tremellomycetes; Tremellales; Cryptococcaceae
Exons: 9
Coding region: 1-2619 (872 amino acids)
Source: RefSeq, a predicted model, not a curated record
AUGCAGCUUUCGACGCUUCUCGUUGCGGCAGCCGCUUGCGUCAGCACAGCUAACGCCCAUGUCGCAUUAUGGGACAAGGGAAUGUUUGGUCUCAAUUGGCCAUACCAAGCGGACGAUCCUCAAAAUCAUAACUACAACAACAAUCAACCAGUUAACCCUCUGAGGCAAGCGGAUUCUCUAACUACUGCUCAAUGGUUUGGUCAUGGCUUGUUAGGAUAUCCACCGAAAGCGGGUGAUUUCAUGGUCCUUCCUUCGGGAGGCACCUACAAUGGUGAAGUCUCAUGUAACCGUGCUCAAACUUCAUUGGGUAAUCCUUCGGAUACCAGCGCGAAAUAUCAGUAUGCUUGUAAACCCGAUGGCGGUCAAUACAGUGGUGUCGGUGCAUUGCAUGUCAUGAACACCUACAACGGUACCGUGGAUAAUAGUCUAUUUGGUGGAACGGCCUUGGCUAUCGCAUACACUUCGGAUCCGUCUUCUCUGUCACCCAACGACAUGACAGUGAUCAGUGUCAACCAGAAUUCAGUCUGGGAGCGUGAGAUCAGCUAUCAGAUCCCGGCUGGAUUACCCCCGUGUCCCGAUGGUGGUUGUAUAUGUACAUGGAAUUGGAUCCAUCAAGGAGGCAAGGGAGAAGGAUAUCCAUACGAGAUAUACAAUGUUGCCUACAGGUGUCAAGUUACUGGUCAGACCAAUUCUGCCAACACUGUUCAGAGAGGAGCCGUGCCCAACAAAUGUGAUAACAACCCGUCUAAAUGUGUGAAGGGCCCGAAGACACCGAUGUAUCUUUGGCAAGCAGAUGGCAACAACCUUCCCAACCUUGAUACCCCACCUAACUACAGGGACAACUGGGGCUUUGCGGAUGGAGCUCAGAAUGAUAUCUUCCAAGCUUCCUCUAAUCCUGCAGGUGCUUCUGACACAUAUGUUUCGACAACCAAUCUACCUGACGGUUGGAGUGCUGUGGGAUGUAUGAUCGACACCGAUAAUCCUCGUGCUCUUCCUGGAGUAUCUACGACCGACGCCAACAACAAUACCAUCGAGAACUGUGUUGCCAAAUGCAAUGACCAGGGAUAUGUGUUCGCCGGUGUAGAGUACGGUAAAGAGUGUUGGUGCAGUAAUACUGCCAACCUCAAUCCCGCUCCUGCUACCGACUGUUCAAUGACAUGUAGCGGAGAUAUUUACAGUACUUGUGGAGCUUCUUACCGAAUCAACGUCUACCGAAGUGCCGAUGCACCUGCUACUGGUCAACCUACUCCUCUUCCCGACAACUUGAUACCUGAUGGAUGGUCGAGCGUGGGAUGUGUAGUAGACGAUCAAUCUAAUCGAGCGCUCAAUGGCGGAGCUUUCACAUCUACCAAUAACACCGUUCAAAACUGUGUCAGAAAUUGCGCUUCUCGAGGUUACGUCUAUGCUGGUGUGGAAUACGGUCAGGAAUGUUGGUGCGGGGAUGCCAAUUCUCGGUUGGUCAGCGCUAGUUCAGGUUGUGAUGUAGCAUGUACCGGAGACAAGCUUUAUGUGUGUGGUGGAUCUGAUCGACUCAACGUCUACGCUCUUAUCCCCAACAUCACCAGUACCUCGGCAUUUGCUUCUGCCACUGUGUCGACAUCGAUUAGCAACAGCUCAACUGCUACGUCGACUAGCAUUAUCGCAACAACCACCAAUUCAUCUGUGAUCCCCACCUCAUCCGCAGCAGCUGUCACAAAUACCUCAUCCAGCUCGAUUCUGACAACCACGACUUCGACUGCUCCCGCAUCUUCAUCUAGCUUAUCAGUCGCAGUUUCAACCUCCUCUGCUCCUGCAUCAUCGAGCGCCAGCUCUUCCUCAAUUUCAUCGACCUCUGUCGCUGUCUCAUCUUCUAGCGCCAGUUCCUCAACUUCUUCAUCAUCUAUCCUUGCCUCGACUGCAUCAUCUGCCAACUCAUCUUCCAGACCUACGCUUGCUUCUUCAUCUUCCUCCGCUCCUGCUACCAGUGUAAGCUCAAGUACUACCGUCCUGGCUUCCACCACAUCUACUGCUUCGAUGGCAUCUAGCACAGUCAUCAGCUCAUCUUCCUCAACUCAACCAACCACAUCAAGUGCUACAAGCACAUCUACCACUUCUACAUCCUCUGUGCGACCUAGCUCUUCAACCACAUCGUCCACGAGCAGUACUUCAACCACCUCGAUCAAACCCUCGUCGAGUUCCACAACAACAUCGUCUACCACGACAUCGUCUACUACCACCUCGGCAGCUGCUGCUACUACCUCUCUUCCAGCAGGCUGGAUCUCCCGAGGCUGUUACGCCGAUUCGUCAUCCAAGCGUGUCCUCAACGGUAAUAUCUUCGAGUCGAAACCCGAUAUGACUUACGCGUCAUGUAUCGCCAUAUGUGUUCGUAAAGGAUACACUAUGGCCGGUGUAGAGUACGGAACGCAAUGUUUCUGUGGUACCGCUUUGGUCAGCCCCUCACCAGCUGCUAAUUCCGAAUGUAAUCGACCAUGUUCAGGAGAUAGCAAAGCGAUGUGUGGAGGAUACAACCGAAUUAGCAUAUUACAAAAUUCACAAGUGAGCUCUCGACGAGCAAUGAUAGGCGAGAGAGAUCACCUGCAUAUUAAAGCAGGAAGGAGAAGGAUAGAAGGAGAUCACUAG